AUGGAUUUUAAAUAGUGUCAAAAAGAUGACCACUAAGGCUAACCAGUAACUUUUAUUGUAUAAGAAAACAAUCAUUGGACGAUGUGUUGUGGAAUGUGUUAAUUUGAAUCAAAACUGCCAAAAUAAUCAUUCACAGCUAUCAAAGAUCUUGAAAAAAUAAAUUAAGAAACUAUAGAAACUAUCAAUUAGUCGGAAAUAAUAAAUUGUUUAGAACACUCAUUGGAGUUGGUCAAAGAUUGGUAAAGUAUGUUUGAGAAUUUAUUAUUGGAACUAAAAAACUUAUUUUUAUAAAAAAUAAACUACUACAACUCUUUAAUUGAAACAUUAAAAGAGAAUUAUAAGUUCUUUAUAUUAAAUGAUAAUAAAUUAUAAGAGGUUCUUGAAUGUAGGGAAAAAAUUAACUUUAAUUUAAUAAAAUAGUUAGAUGAAAUAUCAAUUCUUGAAAUAAACAUGAAUAAUGCAUAUGAAAUCUUAAAAUAAAGUUCAAUUUUUCAAUCAUCAGAAGAUGAAAUAACAUAAGGAUUAAUAGAAGAAAAACAAAAUGAUAAUUAGGAAAAAUCUUAAACUAAUUCUAUCAUAAAAGAAUAAUAAAAGAAUAAUGAUACUUAGGUAAAAAUCAAAGAAGAACCUGAAGUAUUAAAAUUAGAAAAUUUAUAUUAAAUUUCUUUUUAGAUGUAACAUAUUUUUUUCAUUUAGAAAUGAAAAUAAAUGUAAUCAGGAAGAUUAAUUAGGAAUAUAUAAAUUACAAAUAAAUUAAAAUGAAUAUUAUGAAGGUUAGUUUUAUAAAGGUAUGAUGCAUGGAAAAGGAAAACUCAUUAAAAAAACUCAAAAUUAUGAAUGCAUGUAAUUAUUAUUAUUAUUUAUUUAUAGCUAUGAAGGUGAAUUUUAUGAAAAUCAAAAACAUGGUAGAGGAAAAGAAACAAUAAUCGAAACAUAAAUUAAAGAUUUUAAUUAAUCUUUUUUUGAGAGUAUGAAUAUUAAUAGACCAACAUAUUAAAAGAAAACAGAACUAAUUGGAGAAUUUAAGAAUAAUAAGAAAAUUGAUAUAUUUACUAAAAUUUAAUAUACUAAUGACAUUAAAUAGUCAGAAAUGUAUUUAAAUUCUAUUAAAAUAGCUACUUAAUUUUUAAAGAUGGUGUAUUAAUUAGCGAAAUGUAAUGA
Messenger RNA from Paramecium sonneborni, 1161 nucleotides. The record is from the annotation of a GenBank genome assembly. NCBI's taxonomy places the organism in Eukaryota, Ciliophora, Oligohymenophorea, Peniculida, Parameciidae.